This is a messenger RNA of Theobroma umbraticum, 2058 nucleotides long. RefSeq names its product Calcineurin-like metallo-phosphoesterase superfamily protein. Gene Ontology annotation, biological process: GPI anchor biosynthetic process. The record is from RefSeq and is a predicted model, not a curated record. Gene Ontology annotation, cellular component: endoplasmic reticulum. Gene Ontology annotation, molecular function: hydrolase activity. Lineage: Eukaryota; Viridiplantae; Streptophyta; Magnoliopsida; Malvales; Malvaceae.
UAAAACGAAAUAAUACCGUGAUAAUUUCUUCCCGGAGACAGGUGGUGGGUUGCAGCACGGGCUCUCGUGGGCGAGUCUGUCGCUCUCCGACGCCACCAAUCGGAAGCCUCAUUUCGGCUGAUUCCGCUGUGGGUCGAAGCCAAAGAGUUUAAGUAAGUUGAUCGAGCAAAAGGUAAGAGAAAAUGAAGGAGCACGAGAAGUUGACGCUGGUACUAUGCUUGAUAUGGACGGCGACCAUCCUUUACGGCGAGAUGUUCUCAUUUUUGAUGCCGUCUCGCUUCUCUUGCUCUUGGCCUCACCUUUCCUCCUCUUCUACUUCCAAUUCCUCGAUGAAUGGACGAGGAUAUGCCAGUGAUUAUGUCAAAGUUGCUGUUCUUGCUGAUCCCCAGAUCAUGGAUAAAACCUCGCUUCAUCUGCCUCCCAAAUCACUUGCUUUGGAGAUUGUUCAAUUCUAUACAGAUUUAUACAUGCGUAGAGCCUUUUUUUCAUCAAUCCUGCCUUUGAAACCAGAUGUGAUUUUGUUUUUAGGUGAUUAUUUUGAUGGGGGACCUUAUUUAUCAGAAAAAGAAUGGCAGGAAUCAUUAAGCCGUCUUGAGCAUAUGUUUGGUCUAAGUACAGAAGAAAUAUAUUCCAGAAUAAAAGUUUACUACCUUCCUGGAAACCAUGACAUUGGUUAUGCAAGUCUUCAAUCUCAUAAGCCAGAGGUGGUUAGACGGUAUGAAAAAGAAUUUGGGAGCAGAAACUAUCGAUUUGUGGUUGGAAAAGUGGAAUUCAUUGCUGUCGAUGCUCAAACUCUAGAUGCGAAUCAACACGGUAGUGUUGCUUCAGCAUCUUGGGAUUUUGUUAGCAACGUUUCCUCAGAUCAUCAAUUACAUCCAAGGGUUUUGUUGACCCAUAUUCCUUUAUACCGGCCAGAUUGGACUGAUUGUGGACCACAUCGUAGCUCUCCAAUUAUCAAUCAGCGGGUACUGCAUUCUAUUCAUGAUCAAGAAAUAAGGUACCAAAACUACAUCACUGAGGAGUCAUCAAGCCAGUUGCUGAACUCAAUCAAACCGGUACUUGUUUUAUCUGGUCAUGAUCACGAUCAGUGUACUGUGGUUCACGAGGCAAAGAGUGGAUCUGUAAAAGAGCACACUUUAGGGACCAUAAGUUGGCAGCAAGGGAACCUAUAUCCAUCUUUCAUGCUAUUAUCUGCUAGUAACUCUUCACUUCCAGACGCAUCAUGGCCAGAAAAGGCUGUACUUACUCAUCUGUGCUUUCUUCCAAUGCAAACGCACAUUUACAUAUGGUAUCUUGUACAAUUUGUUCUGACCAUUCUGGCUCUCCUUUUGUGGCCAACAAGUGGUUUGAGCUUUUGUCAUUAUUUUGGUGAUCUGAUGGAAUGUGUCAGAAAAUCAAUGAGUUUAAGCAUCUUUAGAGAUGGGACAAAAGAGAAAAAUGAAGAUGAGAAUUGUGAGUAUGAGAUGGUUUGGGGUGCAGAUGGAUCAAUGCAUCUUGUUAAAAAGCUUUUAGCCAAACCUGUGGCACGUACAAGUGAUAAGGGCUCGGUAGAGAGGGGUAAUGCUGUGAUGAGACCAACUGCCAAAAAAAAUUUUAAUCAGGAGACAGAGGUCUGUUUGAGUGUGGAAACCAAUGCAAAUGCCGAGCUUGAUCCAAAAAAAAUACCAUCUAGAGCAAGCAAAUCAAAGGCAAAGAUCAUAAUACAGAGAUUGGUUCGUACCUUCCGAAUGCUUACACUCAUUGCUGCGGUGAAUAUCCCUCUCUACAUGAUGUUGUUGUUCAAGGAUUGGAUUGACAAAUGAUGCUGGUAUUAAACAUCGAAAUAUGCUGCCUUACUGAGUUUCUACAUUAUACACUAGGCAUACCAUGCCAGAAAGCAUUUCACCUUGAAGUUCUAGCGGGUAAAUCAUAUUAUAACAAUCUGAUAAUCUUUUGUAUUUUUCUAACAGUCUUUACUGGUAGUCAGAAGCAUGCCUCUUUUUUUGUACGAUGAGAUCAAGAAUAUAUGAGCCUGAGAAUGUGAAAUAGAUAAUUUAUGAAUGUGUUAAAUUUACUAGA